ACAUAAAACAAAAGGUACAGUAUAUACCAUAAAUCUCCGAGAUUCUUUUGAUGUAUCUGUCCAUUUCAUUAUUACACAAACUAGGAAACUGAUAUCUCUCUAUUCACAUUCCUCUGAUUCUAUUUCUCUUUAUAUAUAUUCACCCAUUAACCAUCUCAAUCUUAUAACCCUCAAAAUCACAAUCUUCUCUUACAAAAAACUUUGAAAGAUGAAGAUUCUUCUAGCAUCAUUGUGUUUGAUCAGUCUUCUCGUAAUCUUGCCUUCUGUCUUCUCUGCUUCUUCUUCCUCUGAAGAUUUUGAUUUCUUCUACUUCGUCCAACAAUGGCCAGGAUCAUACUGUGACACACAGAAGAAGUGUUGUUAUCCAAAUUCAGGCAAACCAGCUGCUGAUUUUGGCAUUCAUGGUCUUUGGCCUAACUACAAAGAUGGAACUUAUCCAUCUAACUGUGAUGCCUCUAAACCAUUCGAUAGCUCAACGAUAUCAGAUCUUCUCACUUCAAUGAAGAAGAGCUGGCCAACACUGGCUUGCCCAAGCGGUUCAGGUGAAGCGUUUUGGGAGCACGAAUGGGAGAAGCAUGGUACUUGCUCUGAAUCGGUUAUCGAUCAACAUGAAUAUUUCCAAACCGCUCUUAACCUUAAACAGAAAACCAAUCUCCUUGGAGCUCUAACCAAAGCCGGGAUUAAUCCGGAUGGAAAAUCUUACUCUUUGGAGAGCAUAAGAGAUUCGAUAAAAGAGUCAAUUGGUUUCACUCCUUGGGUUGAGUGUAACAGAGAUGGUUCUGGUAAUAGCCAAUUGUACCAAGUCUAUCUUUGUGUUGACCGGUCUGGUUCCGGUUUAAUCGAAUGUCCGGUUUUCCCACAUGGGAAAUGUGGAGCUGAGAUCGAAUUCCCUUCUUUUUAGUUUCCAAUUUCUAAAUUCAGUCUCUUGAACCGGCAUCGAUCUUUUGUUCAUGGAGAUUGGUUUGGUCAAAAAGAAGAUUUAAUGUAAUAAAAAUUUAUGGGAUAUUGGAUAAUGAUAUAGUUCAAUUUCAAUAAUAUUCUACGUAUCCGCAUGGUUUAACUCUAAAAUAUAUAGUGAAAAUAGUUCAAUUUUUCUCUAAAACUAGAAAACAAAUCUUUC
Messenger RNA from Arabidopsis thaliana (thale cress), 1120 nucleotides. It is a transcript of the gene RNS1, whose product is annotated as ribonuclease 1. Lineage: Eukaryota; Viridiplantae; Streptophyta; Magnoliopsida; Brassicales; Brassicaceae. The transcript has 4 exons. Gene Ontology annotation, molecular function: RNA binding; ribonuclease T2 activity. The record is from RefSeq and is marked reviewed. Bases 209 to 901 code for a protein of 230 amino acids.